Molecule: messenger RNA, 1186 nt
Organism: Populus trichocarpa (black cottonwood)
Lineage: Eukaryota; Viridiplantae; Streptophyta; Magnoliopsida; Malpighiales; Salicaceae
Exons: 7
Coding region: 128-817 (229 amino acids)
Cellular component (GO): cytoplasm; nucleus
Source: RefSeq, a predicted model, not a curated record
AUUACUUUUGUCACAGUCCAUACACAGAUCUAAACGCAGCGGUUUGGGUAAGUGAUUUUUUUAAUCACAGCGAACGUUCCGGUACUCAGACCACAGUUAACCAUAUCUUUCUCUUAUACCGGUGGAGAUGGACACGGAAGACGGCGCUGACAGCGGCUCUUCUUCGGGCGGGAACAUGACCACGGUAUCUCAGCAUACUUUCGGUGACAAAUUUGACAAACCGGCGUUCACCAUCUCAAUAAUCGAGAAUAUGAAAGAAGAAUAUGGCCUGUUUGUGUGGCCAUGUAGUGUUGUACUUGCUGAGUAUGUUUGGCAACAGAGAUUGCAGUUUUCUGGUGUUAGUGUUCUCGAGCUUGGUGCAGGGACUUGUUUGCCUGGAUUAGUGGCUGCUAAGUUGGGAUUAGAUGUUACUCUGACUGAUGAUUCUAAUAAAUUGGAGGUGUUGGACAACAUGAGAAGAGUGUGCGACUUGAAUCAACUUAAUUGUAAAGUGUUGGGACUGACAUGGGGAGUUUGGGAUGAGUCUAUAUUCACUUUGAAGCCAAAACUUAUUCUUGGGGCUGAUGUACUCUAUGAUGCAAGUGCUUUUGAUGACCUUUUUGCCACUGUGACAUUCCUGCUCCAAAACUCUCCGGGGUCUGUCUUUAUAACAACUUAUCAUAAUAGAAGUGGGCAUCAUCUUAUUGAAUUCCUGAUGCUCAAAUGGGGAUUAAAGUGCGUAAAGCUCAUUGAUGUUUUUUCUUUCAUGCCACCCAACAAGGCAUCCGGGCUAAGUGGCAAUAUUCAAUUGGCAGAGAUUGUAUUAAUCAGUGAAUAGACAUUACCCGAGUAAUUUCCUUUGAUCAGAGCAUCUGGAUAGCUAUCUGGUGAUGCGGCAUUUUGAUCACUUUCUACUCAUUGCUGCCACGGGAGGCUUCCCUUCCAUGAUGAGAUGACUUGUGGUAAAUUGAAGUUUUUGAUGCUGUGAAUCAGCGUAGUUAUAAUCUAUUCUGGUUUCUUCUAUGAAUACCAAGGAGAUCUAUUAUAUGUAGAUUACUGGAGGACAAAUAGAUAAUUGGAUUUCUAUUUUGUUAUUGUUUAGAGAUUGUUCUCGAGAGCUAGUUGCUUGGGCAUGGAAAAUACCUUUGGGCAUCCCAGCUCUGGAAGCUUUUCUUUAAACCAGCGUAAAUUUUCUUGGUAUUUGAUA